Molecule: messenger RNA, 342 nt
Organism: Linum tenue
Lineage: Eukaryota; Viridiplantae; Streptophyta; Magnoliopsida; Malpighiales; Linaceae
Source: the annotation of a GenBank genome assembly
CCGGCACCACCUCCAUCUCUCUCCGUUUCCCGACGAAACGAUUGCUUUGUUCCCCGAACCAGAAACCGUACAAGAUCCGAUGAAGCUUCGCCGGCCGCCGGAGCUACGAUCUCCGGCCCUAUCCGUCGUCGUCUUCCACCCCCCCCUACGUCGGCCGCAUCGGAGGAUCAAUGGAGGCGGAAUUCGAUGCCGGAGAUAGGAACAGAAAUCAGAACCGAAAGGAAACUGCCUUGCCUUGGCUGUGUGGCUUUCUGGCUGGUGGAGGUGGUGGUGGGGGUAACUGGUGAUCGAUUCGGAGUUUCAGACCGCUCUGCUCCGUACUGUAUCACUUGUCUUGACAAC